Molecule: messenger RNA, 1803 nt
Organism: Nelumbo nucifera (sacred lotus)
Lineage: Eukaryota; Viridiplantae; Streptophyta; Magnoliopsida; Proteales; Nelumbonaceae
Product: Major facilitator superfamily protein
Biological process (GO): potassium ion homeostasis
Source: RefSeq, a predicted model, not a curated record
CGUAGCGCUCUUCGUUAAUGGAGUCAAACGCCUGCCGUUCAUUUGAUAUUAUCCUGUUAUCUGAUUAAUAGACCUCUUCGACGAGGGUCGGAUUCUGUCGAGCGAACACAUCAAACAAACGACGGGAGGCAAGAAAUUACGUUGAUUGUAUCUGUAGCUUUUUUGCUUAUGUUUUUCGAGGCAAUCUGGCCGGCGGUCUCUUCUUUUAGUUUUGUUUUCUAACAGAUGGGAUGUGUUAGUUAUCUAGAGUUUUGGGGUUCUUGGUUUCCUAAUUGGGAUUGAUUAGGGGGGAGAGUUCGACCAUGGAUUCUGUAGUUUCUCAACCGGAAGAUGCGCCUCUGGUUGAAGGGGAUUCGUCAUACGAAGCCCCCAAAAGCCAUGCCAGAGAUGUUCAUAUCUUGAGCUCUGCGUUUCUUCUGGUAUUUCUGGCUUAUGGAGCUGCUCAGAAUUUGGAGAGCACGGUGAAUACGGAGGAGAAUAUAGGUACUACUUCUCUCGGGAUAUUGUACCUUUCCUUCACCAUAUUCUCCCUAGUCUCGUCUCCCGUGGUUCGGAUAUUGGGCUCAAAGAACGCUCUGGUGCUUGGCACCACUGGCUAUUGGUUGUUCGUGGCUGCAAAUUUGAAGCCAUCUUGGUAUACAAUGGUUCCUGCUUCUAUAUACCUUGGCUUUGCUGCUUCAAUCAUCUGGGUUGGGCAGGGAACAUAUCUCACUUCCACUGCACGCAACCAUGCAAAAGAUUGUUAUUUGCAUGAAGGAACAGUUAUAGGUAGCUUCAAUGGAGAAUUUUGGGGAAUUUUUGCAAGUCACCAGUUCAUUGGCAAUUUGAUUACACUUGCUCUCUUGGGAGAUGGAAAGGAAGGGGCUACCAGUGGCACAACCUUAUUAUUUAUUGUCUUUCUUGGAAGCAUGACCUUGGGUACCAUGCUUAUGUGCUUCUUGCGUAAAACAGAUAAUAAAGCAGAGGAGGGACCGCCAAAAUCUUAUACCAAUUUAUACUCUUUUGUGGUAUCUCUCUUGAAGUUGGUCAUUGCUCCCUUAUUUGAUAUACGAAUGCUAUUGAUCAUUCCUCUCAUUGCAUAUUCUGGCUUGCAGCAAGCAUUCGUGUGGGCUGAAUUUACUAAGUAUAUUGUUACACCGGCGCUUGGUGUGUCGGGGGUGGGUGGUGCAAUGGCGGUUUAUGGGGCUUUUGAUGCACUAUGUUCAUUGGCUGCUGGGAAGUUUACCUCAGGUCUCUCAUCAAUUACUAUCAUAGUUCCUGGUGGAGCUCUUAUUCAGGUUAUUGUGCUGCUAUGGCUUUUUCUGAAAUACAGCAGAUUAACUAGCGGAUUGAUUGGAUCUUUAUACCCACUUCUCAUGGCUGCUAUGUUGGGUAUUGGAAAUGGGAUAUUCAAUACACAGCUCAAUGCUUUGCUUGGAAUUCUUUUCAGGCAUGACAUGGAAGGGGCAUUCGCACAGCUUAAGGUGUGGCAAAGUGCAUCAAUAGCAGUUGUAUUCUUUCUGAGCCCGCACAUCACAUUAAAGGCAAUGUUGGUGCUGAUGCUUAUCGCCCUCUGUGUUUCAGUGUGCGGGUUUUUAUUUCUGACACUCUGGGUGGAAAGGACAUUUUCUUCUGGCUCUGGGUAAUACAGUGACUUCACAUGACAAUUGUUACUGAAUAUUUUUAUCCCGCUUGCAUUGAUGCACCAUGUUGUUAUCCAACCCACUGUAUAAUCAGAAUCAUAAAAAAGGGGUCAUUACCCAAUGCUUUCCAACCCAAGAUUAAUCAUAAUAGGCAAAUAGUCGUUUUUCCUAUUUGAUAUUA